Messenger RNA from Dothidotthia symphoricarpi CBS 119687, 2031 nucleotides. RefSeq names its product TolB, C-terminal domain-containing protein. The record is from RefSeq and is a predicted model, not a curated record. The coding region runs from base 194 to 1873 and encodes 559 amino acids. Lineage: Eukaryota; Fungi; Ascomycota; Dothideomycetes; Pleosporales; Dothidotthiaceae. Gene Ontology annotation, molecular function: protein binding. The transcript has 2 exons. Gene Ontology annotation, cellular component: mitotic spindle; microtubule organizing center; MWP complex. Gene Ontology annotation, biological process: mitotic sister chromatid segregation; microtubule anchoring at mitotic spindle pole body; protein localization to mitotic spindle pole body.
GCUGUGCUGCAAGAUUGGAGGUGCAUGCCGAUACCCUCGUUGCUUCUACGGUUGUGGUUGUUGGUUUAAGGAUCAUGUAGUGUAUCCGUAUCAACAUUCACAGUGCGGACAUGCUGGCUUCUGAUUGGCCCAGUUCCCUCAACACCGACCGUCUGUUUACCGUCGUCAACACGCACAUCACCCCAACACGAACAUGGAUAACGCAGAUAUAUCGCCGCAGUUCAAAACAACGUCCCUGUCGGUCCCGUCGCCGAACGCCGCGCACGUUGCCUGUCUCUCCAGCACCCGCCUGCAGAUCCGAUGUCUCUCGACGUUCGAGGUCGUGCGGAGUGCCGCGCUCCCGUCCGACUUUGACUGCAAGAAGGCGUGCAUCGCAUGGUCACCGCCGCUGCCCUCUGCGCCGUCCACCCCUCGAUCGAGCCGCCCACAACCGCCCGCCUCGAACCGUGUCCUUGUGUUUGACGAAAACACCACGCGCGUCUACGACUUGCGCGACGACAAGUGGAGUGCCGUCAUCAGCAAUGGCUCGGGCGGCAUGGGCAAGAAUGUGCACGUCGAGUUUGGCGCAGGCGAGGACGAGGUGCUGGUGUGGAGCGACUUCGCGGCGUGUGUGAAGGUGUGGUGUCUGCGCACAGGCAGAGCAGUUGAGGUUAGAGACCCCAAGUUUGCCGGACGUGAUGGGAGAGGGUGGGGGUUCCGGCCGUCGGAUAGCGCGCGAGGGGGCGGAGUGCUGGCCAUGCUGUGCAGGAGCUCGGGGCAGGACAUACUGCUCCUCCUGGCGCCACGCACACACACCCUCCUGCGCCGCACUGAGCUGCCAACAGUCGAUGCGGCAGGCUUGAAAUGGAGUCGCGACGGCCGCUGGCUUGCCAUCUGGGAUGCGCCCUCUGCAGGCCACACUCUCUGCAUAUACACCGCAGACGGCCAUCUAUACCGAACUCUCUCGCGCGAGCCGUCAGAACAGGUCAACGAGUGGGGCGUCGAGGGUCUGGGCAUCAAGAGCGUCGAGUGGGUCCCGGGGAACGAGUGGCUCGCAGUCGGCGGCUGGGAUCGAAGGGUCAGGAUUCUGUCGACGAGGACAUUCACGCCGGUCGUCUUCCUCGAUCACACGGCGAGCAUCCACGUCCCCACUGCGCCCGUAUUCACAGAGACCGUCGACGCGCAGGGGAAUAGGAGUUACUUCCUCACCACCCAGCCGGCCACACCACCCAAAGCACCAGCGGAGAAGAGCGAGACAGGGGUGAUGAAGCAGGGCAUCAGCGUUCUCGCCUUCAACGGCGAUGGCACACUUUACGCGACACGGGACGACUCCACACCCACAACAGUAUGGAUAUGGGACCUGCGGAGUCUGCGCCCACGCACGAUCCUCAUCCAGCAUGCCCCGAUCAAAUCGCUGCAGUGGCACAAUUCCCACCUGCUCAUCCAGACAGCCCACGACUCACCAACGGUGUACCUUUGCACGGCAGAAAACCCCUCGCACGAACCCCCCGCUAUACUCGCCCUCUCGUCCCACAUCAGCAAGCCUGCCAGCUCCCUCCCCGCGAAAUGGAGCACCACAUGGCUCUCCACGCCUGCUGACAAGAAGCCCGUCUUCGCGCUCGCGCACCAGCAGGGCUACGUGCUCGUCUGGCCAGACGGCAAGGACCAGAUUCUGCGCUUCGAGAGAGAAGACGAAGCCGAGCAAUCUGACGAUAGCUUGUACGAGAUUCUAACGGGGAGGACCCCAGUGCCGCGAUUCAGAGGUAGUCAAGACAUCGAAAGAGAAGACGUGGAGGAGAGCAUAGCCUUCGAAGACACGUUUCGCGGGAAAGGCGUGCCAGACGGACGAGGCGAGAGCUGUUUCGACGAGAGCGGUUUGGACGAGAUGUUCUAGUUUUGUGAUACCCCAGGAUGCAAUACAUUCUCAAGACGAUGAUACCCGUUCGACUGACAUCCCUGCAACCCACACACACACGCGCGCCCAAAACAAGCUAAAGCUAAAAGCUCCACACCCACCCACAUGUCACCCAACCCACGCGUUCCCGCCUGACG